This is a messenger RNA of Sclerotinia sclerotiorum 1980 UF-70, 2967 nucleotides long. RefSeq lists its product with no specific name. Bases 1 to 2967 code for a protein of 988 amino acids. The record is from RefSeq and is a predicted model, not a curated record. NCBI's taxonomy places the organism in Eukaryota, Fungi, Ascomycota, Leotiomycetes, Helotiales, Sclerotiniaceae. The transcript has 2 exons.
AUGCCAUCCAGCUCUAGACGCGGCACUGUAAGAGCUCACAAUUCGUAUGGUACCUCGAACUCUAUUAGAGAAUAUAAUAGCAGGACCAAUCUUGUCAAUCAUUCGCACAUACAAACAAGACCUGCAGAGAGCAUUCCAGGACAUCCUGGGUCAAAGGACGAACUUGAAUCACCGGAUUUCAUUAUCAAAGAAUCAGCUCAAGAAGAAAUACAAGAUCAGUUAGAAUACGAAACAAGAUUACAAUCACUUCGAAAUAAUCAUUCCAGGAGUCCCCCUUCGAUAUCACAUCCUCCGCAUAGUACGUACGCAGAAGUUAUGGCUGCUAGAUCUUCACGCUCGCGUCGUCGAAAUGAAGCAUUAGAUGAGGGACCAGAUAUGAGAUUAGGAGGACCGAUGACUCUUGAAUCACUUGGACCAUUCAAAUAUACGUUUAAAAAGAAGAAGAACUCGAAAUCGAAAUAUUCAGCGUCGAUGUUGAAUGAAGAGGCGAUUGAAGCGAUUGAGUCUACUAAUAAUAGUAAUAAUGGAGGUGAAGAUAUUGGUAUAAUGACAAAUGAAGAGGCAAACAUGGAUAUGGGACACAGCGAAAGUACUAGUGAGGUUGGAACAGACCCCGAAUUGGUAGGAGGUGGAAAUGGAGGUGGAAAUUCAGGUGGACUUUCAUCACGCCCCAUUUCACCUACAUCGACCCCACAAUUCAAAUCAUCUCUCGAUUUCCCCUCUCCCCACACAACUUUACAGAAACAACAAAAUCUAUCAGAAUUCACCUCCACUGCUCCGGCGCCAAAAAGAGUAAUUCAAAUUCUUCAAAAAGAUACAGAAAACUUGAAGGAUUUUAAUAUCUCGAGAGAGAACAAACUUGAGGACGACAGCGAUAAGGAAAAUAUUAAUCGCAACAUUUCUCAACCAAUUGUUAUUACAGAUAAAGAUAUCGCCACUACCCUUCCUCUGCCUCUUUCUCUUUCUUCUGCGACUACCAAUACGCCUUUAACUGAUUCAAUUUCUCCACCCUUGGUUAUACCACCUCCUCCAGGUCUUUCGAGAGUCUCAUCCAUAUCAUAUUCAACCUCUGAUAACACCAGAGCGCAAACUCUCUAUACCAUUGAUAGUGGAAUUGAUCUCAAUCAUUCUUCCUUGGACUUUUUGAAGUGUGACGAUUCGGAUACACAGUCGCUUAAGGAUAAAAGCGAAGCAGUCAUGGCUCGCAUCGCUGAAUCAACAGGCUUGAUGACGAGAACUAUGAGUGAUCUUACCACCGCCAACGAUGGUUUCGAUUCUGUAGAAUGGGAUCCAGAUCUUCCGGUUCGUUCGAUUAACGACUCCCCGGAGCCAUUAUUGGUUGAAGCGCAACCUGUAGCUUACACUACCGUCGGAUCUCGUGUCAAUCCUAAUUUACAACCUCAAAUCUCAGCUCCCAAUCGCAUUCAACGUGAAGGCUCAAUUCGAAGACCUCAGUUGGAUCCAACUCAUAACCGACAGGCAAAUUAUUAUACUCACACCCGCGGUCCACCACCCCCUCUAAAUAUGCAAAAUUCUAUGCACUAUGCGCAACAACUCGGUCAAGCUUCUAAUACUUUCAAUACCCCUCCAGCGACAUCUGCGAGAUCUGCUCGCUCUCUAAGAGUUUCUCAGAGACUGUCCCAGACGGAACAAGAGAAUCAUACGCUUCUUAGACUUCAAGGGAUGAUCAACGCUAGAGUGCCUGGUGGACAUUAUCCUGCUUCCCCCAACACGCCAACCCCUGCUUCUCAUCAAAAUCACAUUUCAUCAAUUUCAAAUGACGAUCAAGAUAUGGGAAGAGGAAAUGAUUUGCAAGGUCCGAUAUCAGGUCUAGAAAAGAUGCAGACCUUACAAAGACUUGCGCGAUUCCCAAACCCAAUGCAAACCUCAGCCUUACGUCGAUUGUCAGAACUGCAGGCACCCAAAACAGAAAAUACUGCAAAUCUCAAUGAAGAUGUAGAAGUUUCGAGUCAAGCUUUAGAGAACCUCUUGCGAAACUCAAAAGACAAAACCGUGUUGGGCGAUGUACAUGCCACCAAGAAUGGAGAACUAGACCGUAGUUAUACAUUUCCUCCACCGGGCAUUUCUAAUGCGGCAUACAAUCCUCUUUAUGGUGCCUAUGCGGGAGCUAACGGUCAUUCAAGGGAUUCUGGACAUCAUAGGGGGGUACCUGGGUAUCCACAACCACUAACUGCCGGUCCACCAGGUCAACGCUCGUACACUAAUAACAGACAGAAUAGCAAUUAUAGUGAGGAGGCAUGGACACAAGAUCAAGUUGUAGUGAAACAAAACUCACAUACGAACACCGGGGCCAUUUCACCGUGGCAGGAACCGAAAGUGACGAAUGAACAGUACACAGCCCAGGCUCCGGCUCCAGCUCCUUCCGCACGAGCAACCGAUACAAUCUCUAUGCAAGAAGCCUCUCGGUAUUAUCCCCACGGAUUCCCCGCUGACAUGACUGGGCGAUUCACUCGUUUGUCGAUUGAUGUACAAAAGGAAAUGGGUCUUCUCGUGGAUGAAGAAACUCCAGAGCAAGCUCGAACAAGAAAACAAAAGGAGAAGGAUGAGUGGUUUUACGCAGGCCAGAAACGCUGGAACAUGACGAUCCAAGAUCACAUCACGGAAAUUGAAACCUAUGCCAACCCUUUUGGUCCUAUUGGCCCUCCCACGAAGAAAACUUUGGUUUCCGACAAUAGACCUCUUCCCGGUAUCACUAUUUCAGAAAUGCAAAAGAAGACCAUACCCGAGGUCAUCGCUCCAAUGAUAGAUGGAGCUCUUGGCAAUCUGUUUGCUAUCAAAGCUCAACAGGAGGAAGGUAACUCCACUUUACCAUUCAUGAGAUAUACCAAAAGCCCAGAUUGGCACAUCGAUACCAGCCCAAGAGGCAAUGAUUCCUUCUUUGGAGAAGACUGGGGAGUAGCAAUUAAUGUACCAAACACUCAUAACGCCCGAAUCCAGCGCUACUAG